This is a messenger RNA of Rotaria socialis, 828 nucleotides long. NCBI's taxonomy places the organism in Eukaryota, Metazoa, Rotifera, Eurotatoria, Philodinida, Philodinidae. The record is from the annotation of a GenBank genome assembly.
AUGAGUGUGGCAGGUUACUGUAAAUGUCGUAUUCAAUUCGUUCCAACGGAUGAACAACGUCCAGAAGUUAAUUAUUCAGAUAGAUCAUUCAUUGAAUUGAGACAAUUGGAUUUCGCUAAGUAUUCAUUGCGUGGUAUUGAUGUGGACAAUAAUAAAACAGAGAUCUUCAACAUUCCAUUCGAAAAAGGAGACCAAUAUAAACGUGGAAGAACAGCUGAUCAACCAGAUGCAAUUCGUAGUAGCGUUGGAGUCUUCUUUUUAAAUCUAAAUGCUGCUGGGCGAGAUUCGUUUUACGGAGUAUUAGAGACAUGUGUUGCCGAAUUAGAACUAUGUGCUGAACAUACGCCUGAGCCUCCGCCUAAUGAUACAAUAAACCCAAGCCCACUGAAGGAUGCUAUCCAAGUAAAGUCAGUGGUACCUAACGAUGAAAAUGAUAUUUUGGUUGAUGUUUAUAAAUUGGGUCAAUGCAUUAGACAAGGUGAUACUGAUGGAGCUGCUGUUCUCAGUAAAAAGCUAGCUCAUAUACGCGCUCCACUUGCAGUUAAUUCAUUUAAACAAUCGAAAGAACAACCGACGAUCAAAAUUAUAAUCAAAAUCGAUAGUACCGAUGAAAGAAUCAAUAAUCAAUAUAAGGAUUUCUCCAUGAAUGUUUAUCCGUCAACAACAGUUCAUGAAUUACGUACUGCGUUAGAAUAUUCUAAACAUAACCUACCAACGAAUCAAAGUCUUUUUGUUAAUGGACAUUUAGCUCAUGAUAAAAUGACUAUGCACGAGUUAAACAUUCAAACAAAUUCACUUUUUGUUCUUUUUAUAAUUCCGUCAUGGUGA